AUGUCGACAACUCCCACCACGGCAUCGGCUGGCCCCCAGACGGAGCAGAUUCCACGCGGACCAGUGGAAGUGGCCUUGAAUUUCUUCACGCCGCCAGUGGACGGCUCGACGCCCUUCCAAUAUGCCCAAGAGCCACCCUCCGGCCAGCCAGCCUCCAACUACAGCCAGCCAACAGUUCACGUCGGCCUGACCGAUAUCCGCGGCAGGGAAAGCGACUACAGCCUCGACCAGGACGCCUUCCAGUGUCUCCAAGGCGUCCAGUCACUGUCAGAGAUCCCCUACGAGACCUUUCUCUCCGACGACCGGAUCAAAGACAUCUACUAUCCAGCAGUCGAACGACUCCUUCUCGAGCGCAUCACCGGUGCCCGGAAAGUAGUAAUCUUCCACCACGUCGUGCGCAUGGACCGAGCAGACAACCCCAUCAACCGUAGACCGCUUCUAACCGUCCACGCGGACCAGACCGCGCACGCCACCGUGGCCACCAUCCACCGGUACAUUGGGCGUCAAGACGAGGUCGAAUCCCUGCUCCGAGGCCGGUACCGAAUCAUCAACUUGUGGAAGCCGAUCAACGGCGCCGUCGAGUCCUGCCCGCUUGCCUUUGCCAGCGGGAGCUCGGUAGACCCAGCCGACCUGGUGCCCAUUGAACUGCGGUUUCCCGAUGAGGUCAGCGAGAGUGUCGGGGUCAGGUAUAAUGCUGAGCAGAGGUGGAUGUACUGGUCGGGGAUGAGCAAUGAUGAGUGCCUCCUGUUGAAAUGCAGUGAUUCUCUCGCCGAUGUGCCCGCCGUUCAGGUGCCGCAUUCGGCGUUUAUAGACCCUCGUUCCCCUCCGGGGGCUAAGACUCGGGAAAGCAUUGAGAUUCGAGCGUUGGUGUUUGGUUGA
Messenger RNA from Aspergillus thermomutatus, 879 nucleotides. RefSeq lists its product as uncharacterized. The record is from RefSeq and is a predicted model, not a curated record. The transcript has a single exon. The coding region runs from base 1 to 879 and encodes 292 amino acids. Gene Ontology annotation, molecular function: oxidoreductase activity. Lineage: Eukaryota; Fungi; Ascomycota; Eurotiomycetes; Eurotiales; Aspergillaceae.